This is a messenger RNA of Castor canadensis (American beaver), 2443 nucleotides long. It is a transcript of the gene Rab2b, whose product is annotated as RAB2B, member RAS oncogene family. Gene Ontology annotation, molecular function: GTPase activity; GTP binding. The record is from RefSeq and is a predicted model, not a curated record. NCBI's taxonomy places the organism in Eukaryota, Metazoa, Chordata, Mammalia, Rodentia, Castoridae.
GGGCUGCAACGAGUCACGUUCUGAGCCUUCUGAAAGGCUAGCUAUCGCCCCCUGGAGUUUGGUGGGAUGGUGACAUGUAGAAGUGCCCGAAGCGUCCCUAGAGGCGGCGUCUGGUACUCCGGAUCAAGGGAGGGUUUCUGGGGAGAGCAAUAGAGACGCGGUCUGGGCUAGAGGGGCUGGAUAAGGGGGGGAGGGGGAGAAAAUAAGGAGAUCGGUAGAUUGAGUAGCUAAGAGGUCGGAGGUAAGUGGCUGCAGAAAGCAGGAGGACCCGGAGUACAGAGGAACCAGGACCAUGACUUAUGCUUAUCUCUUCAAGUACAUCAUCAUCGGAGACACAGGUGUGGGGAAGUCAUGUCUCCUCCUGCAGUUUACGGACAAGCGGUUCCAGCCUGUUCACGACCUUACAAUAGGCGUGGAGUUUGGAGCUCGUAUGGUCAACAUUGAUGGAAAACAAAUUAAACUGCAAAUCUGGGAUACGGCUGGGCAAGAAUCCUUCCGUUCUAUCACCCGUUCCUACUACAGGGGAGCAGCCGGAGCACUGCUGGUGUAUGACAUUACCAGGCGUGAAACCUUCAACCACCUGACCUCGUGGUUAGAGGAUGCCCGCCAGCACUCCAGCUCCAACAUGGUUAUCAUGCUGAUUGGGAAUAAGAGUGACCUAGAAUCCCGCAGGGAUGUGAAGAGAGAGGAAGGAGAGGCCUUUGCUCGGGAGCAUGGACUUAUAUUCAUGGAAACUUCAGCCAAAACGGCCUGCAAUGUUGAAGAGGCCUUCAUUGACACAGCCAAAGAAAUAUAUAGGAAGAUCCAGCAGGGUUUAUUUGAUGUCCACAAUGAGGCAAAUGGCAUCAAGAUUGGGCCCCAACAGUCAAUUUCAGCAUCAGUGGGACCCAGCACCUCUCAGCGGAACUCUCGUGACAUAGGGUCUGACUCUGGCUGCUGCUGAACAUCUGACCUGAACUCUUUUUUCUUCCUGGAACAGGUUCAGAUCAAUAGGUUUAAAGAAAGAGGUCUUACUUGCUUUGGCUAAGAGCAGCCUCUUUUCAAGAUGUUUUGCCUUUCCACCUAAAAGACCAGGGGAGAAUGUGGGCCCUUACUGACCUGUCCUUCUUCAGGGACGUGAGCAUUCCAUAUAGAUUAGAGCUCUUCUCAUCUCAUUUUAAGUUCUGCAAUGUUAGGAUCAAAGUUGAUUGUCACCAUAGUUCAAAUAUAAAUAAUUCAUUAGCAUAUAUAAUCUGCUUCUCACCAAGAAUUAGUACGAAGGGUCAAAGACACGCUGAUUGAACACUUGAGAUUACCAGGAUCUGGCUUGCUGGCCUUUGAAUGACAGAUCCUCUGCCUAGGAAUUUCAUUGAGUUAUUUACUUCCUUGCCUUUGGGGAUCAACCUGCCAUUUCAUAAGAGCAUCUGCAGGAGGAAGUUUCUUUUGCUUGCUCAAGGAAGUUGAAUGCUUCUCUACUGUCCCAUUGCUGUGUCUCUUAGAGUAACUACAAAACUUUUGAGAGCAGUGGAGUUGGCCUUAGACCUAUGGCCACUUAUCUUUACCUAAAGAAAACAUUCAUUCCCUGUUCAUUUUGUUUUAGAGACCAGAUCUAACAUGACAGCGUCUUUCACUAAAUUGACCUCUACUGUUAGAUCACACUUACUUCUUAACUAUAUCUACUUGGACUUUCUAAUCAAGCCAAUCUGCUUACUGAACACAACAUAUCUAUUCCUACUUCUGUACAUUUGCACAUGCUCUGCUCUCUACUGACGUAAGUCCAACAGUACUUCCUUUAGGAAACCUUCAGUGACUGACUUAGGGACUUCUAAGCAAUUUUUGAGACAGUAUCCCUUAGCAUUCCCCUGUUGGCUAUUCAUAUGUACAUUUGUUUGUAUGUACUAUGUAAAUAUGUUUUGUAGUUGUUUUAUGUGUGGAAACUGUGUCCUCAUUUGGUUGUAAGCUCUAGGAGAGCAGGAUCCAUGUCAUCCCUCUAUUUUUGUAAACCACUCCCGCCACCGUUCCUUCACAGUGCCCAGGGCUACUCAUUAUGUGAUCAUUAGAUGUGACGUACUUUAAAACUUAAAAUUUAUCGUAGACUUUAGAGAAGACAAAAGGCUUUAGAGUCAUCUCUUCAUAAUUCUCAGUCUCUUUAUCUGCUUACACUGGGUUUAAUAUUGCUCAUCUCCUCUCCUGCCUUUCUUGGGAUCAUUGCCUCCAUUCUAUGCAGCAUACAGUAAGGCUGUCUCCUAUGAAGCAGUUAAAUAAGUGGAUACUUCUCCAGCCCUUCUUUUCAGAGUAUAUAACACUAUCUUGGCCAAAUUUACCUCUGCUUCACUCAUCAUACAGCCUUUGGGGUCAGUUACUAUCUUUUUCUCCUGGAUGUGUCAUUUUCUUCCACAGCACUGAGGUCUCAUUAAUUUUUCUAACUUUUGUUGUUAACGAAUUGUUUCAUUAUUAAAUAUAU